Argentina anserina (silverweed cinquefoil) is the source of this 1768-nucleotide messenger RNA. RefSeq names its product UDP-glucose flavonoid 3-O-glucosyltransferase 7-like. The transcript has a single exon. The coding region runs from base 257 to 1711 and encodes 484 amino acids. Lineage: Eukaryota; Viridiplantae; Streptophyta; Magnoliopsida; Rosales; Rosaceae. The record is from RefSeq and is a predicted model, not a curated record. Gene Ontology annotation, molecular function: UDP-glucosyltransferase activity.
AUGCUGAUCAAUUACUCAACAAUCUUCUUUUUGAAAUACUUUAUUGCAGUCCAACCUUGUUUCAGUUCGUACCAAACAACAAGUCUUGCCACCCAAGACUUUGUCUUGCAAUUCUUUGUUUAAGCCAGCGAGGUCCUUACCUGAUAUUAUUAAUACCCAAACUUUCCAUGUGUUAUCUGUCAUUCAACUUCUACUUGUUUACCUUCAUCAUUAGUGUGUUUUCGGUGUGCAGAUCAGCUAUUCUGUUGAAGUAUCCAUGGAAUCUAAGACUGAUCAGCAGCUUCACAUUUUCUUCCUUCCAUAUAUGGCUCCAGGGCACACUUUACCCCUCAUGGACAUAGCCAAACUAUUUGCUUCACGUGGUCUGAAAGCCACAUUAGUAACCACCACUGUCAAUGCAAAAGUUCUCUCAAAAGCAAUCCAAACAAGCAAAAACUUAGGUUUUGAAAUUGAACUUCUUGUCUUCAAAUUCCCAUCUGUUGAAGCAGGAUUACCAGACGGAAUUGAAACCUCUAACUCAGCAACAACCCAAGAGAUGAAGGAAAAGUUUUUGAAAGCAAUGAGUCUGAUCGAACCAAAGGUAGAACAGAUGUUAGACCAACAUCGCCCUCACUUCCUUGUUGCAGACUCUAUGUUUCAUUGGGCUACUGAUAUUGCCGCCAAGUUCGGGAUUCCAAGGCUCAUUUUUAAUGGAACUGGUUUCUUCUCCAUGUGUGCUUCAAUGAGUGUCAUGGAGUACCAGCCUCAGCUGAAGGUUUCAUCAGAUUCAGAACCUUUUGUCAUUCCUAAUCUCCCAGAUGAGAUCAAAACAACCAGAAAUGAAGUGCCAUCAUUUCUUAAAACAGAUGGCAAAACAGAGUUCAUGAAGCUGGUCAAAGCAUCCAGAGAGGCUGAAAACAAGAGCUAUGGGGUUAUUGUUAACAGCUUCUAUGAACUCGAAUCAAAUUAUGCAGAUCACUACAGUAAUGUGAUUGGAAGGAAGGCAUGGCAUAUUGGACCAGUAUCCUUGUGCAACAAGGCAGAGAAAGAAAAAGCAGAGAGGGGAAGCGGAGGCUCUGUUGAUGCAGUACACGAAUGCUUAAAUUGGCUUAAUUCUAAGACACCAAAAUCAGUUGUUUAUAUAUGUUUUGGAAGCCUGACCAAUUUCAGUGACUGUCAGCUACUAGAAAUUGCCUUGGCUCUUGAGGCUUCUCACCAGCAAUUCAUUUGGGUUGUGAAGAAGAGAGAUAAAGAACCCUGGUUGCCUGAAGACUUUGAGAAAAGAAUGGAAGGUAAAGGAUUGAUUGUAAGAGGUUGGGCUCCCCAAUUACUCAUUCUUGAGCAUGAAGCAGUUGGGGCGUUUUUGACUCAUUGUGGGUGGAAUUCUAUCCUUGAAGGUGUCUGUGCUGGAGUGCCACUGAUCACGUGGCCAGUGUCUGGAGAGCAGUUUUACAAUGAGAAGCUGGUGAAUCAGUUACUUGGGAUUGGUGUUGCUGUUGGUGCUGAAAAGUGGGCUACAGUUGAGGAUGACAAUGUGAAGGGCGAAGCCAGUGUGAAAAGGGAGGCCAUAGAGAAGGCUGUGACAGAAAUCAUGAUGGGUGCAGAAGCAGAAAGAAUGAGAAGCAAGUCUAAAGUGCUCCGAGAGAUGGCCAAGAAGGCAGUCGUAGAAGGCGGUUCAUCGUUCUCAGAUUUAACAGCUCUAGUUGAAGAAUUGAGCUCUUUUGGGUCUUGAUUCACUUGAUGCUUACCCAAUAUGCUGUAUUUCCUGCAAAAGAAUAGAUGCAACAAC